Messenger RNA from Pseudomassariella vexata, 1432 nucleotides. RefSeq lists its product as uncharacterized. Bases 457 to 1359 code for a protein of 300 amino acids. Gene Ontology annotation, molecular function: calcium ion binding; gluconolactonase activity. Gene Ontology annotation, biological process: L-ascorbic acid biosynthetic process. NCBI's taxonomy places the organism in Eukaryota, Fungi, Ascomycota, Sordariomycetes, Amphisphaeriales, Pseudomassariaceae. The record is from RefSeq and is a predicted model, not a curated record. The transcript has a single exon.
GUCAGUCUUGCCGAUAUAUUUGCGUAAAUAUGUGAAGCAACAUGGGUCUUAUACGCUAUCGUUGAGCUCAUAGAAUUGCCCGUGAUGUCCGCUUAUGCUGUGGAAGACUAAAUUCACAAGUGAGCGGGGAUCAUUGAGAAUGGUGCAACCGGGACAUGCUCACGGGCAUUACCUUCUCCCGAAAGUCAAUCCCCUGACAAAGGUCUUUUUGCUCUGAACUUUUCUCCAUCGGCAACGGAGUAUAUCUAUUGUUAUUUUUGUUGACUUCGUGAUGUUAUCACUAUGACAAAAGCAGUGUUUGAACCCGGCACUACGUCAUCGACAUUGAAUCGCACAAACAGCCGUAGACGACUUGUAAUUGAAACCUUUAGAAAGUCUCACACCAAAACUCAUUCAAACCAGCAUCUUCAAACCAACAUCCCCGGAGUAUAAUCUCCGUUCCCUGCUGUGCUGAAAAUGAAGCACUACACCGCCGAACGCUUCCUUCCCUCCCACUCAAGCCUAGGCGAGUCUCCCCUCUACCGCGCCUCCGACAACACCCUCUUCUUCGUGGACAUCGCCGGGCAACGCGUCCACACUGUUCCCCUCUCAUCCUCCUCGUCUUCCCCCUGGGAUACUAAACACACCAUCGCCCUCUCCACCCCCGUGACCCGCCUACACGUCGUCUCCAACCGUGUCGACGUCCUCGCCGCACAAACCAAACUUGGUUUCGCCCUCUUGAACCCCCAAACCGGGGAUUUGGAGAGAAUUGCUGAUGUGCACCAUUCUGACGAUGGGGGGUUGGAUGACGAAGUCCGGAUGAAUGAUGGUGGGAUCGAUGCCAAGGGCAGGUGGUGGGCCGGCACGAUGGCGUUGGAUGAGGAGAGUAAGGUGGGGAGGCUGUGGUGUUUGAGUGAGGGAGUGGUGAGGGAUAUGUCUACUUCCGUCUCCGACCAUGAGUCAACGGUGCCGAAUGGACCGGUCUGGUCGCCGGACGACAAGACGAUGUACGCUUGGGAGACACCGCAAGGGAAGGUGUACCGGUAUGAUUAUGACGUGGAAACAGGGAAAGUGACGAGCAGGCAAUUGUUCGUGCAGCUCGAGGGAGGGGGUAUGCCGGACGGAAUGGCGGUCGAUGUAGAAGGGCAUGUGUGGGUCGCUGCCAAUUCGCAGGGGAAGAUUGUUCGGUUCUCGCCCAAGGGGGAGCAGACGGCGGUUGUUGAGGUUCCCGGGGCGAAGAUGUGCUCAUGUCCUGCGUUUGGGGGUGAGGAUAUGAAGACAUUGUUCAUUACGUCGAUCAAGGCGGAGGGCUCGACGGGGGAUGUGUAUCAGGUUAGGGUGGAUGUGAAAGGGGUUAGGAGGCACGCUUAUCGGGUGUGAAUCGAUGAUUCGUCUGGGAUCACAACCCGAGUUUCUCUUCGUGGAGGAGCAUAUGUGGUCUGCAAAACAGAUU